Messenger RNA from Megalops cyprinoides (Indo-Pacific tarpon), 2363 nucleotides. Its product is annotated as G-protein coupled receptor 135. Bases 321 to 1697 code for a protein of 458 amino acids. Gene Ontology annotation, cellular component: membrane. The record is from RefSeq and is a predicted model, not a curated record. Gene Ontology annotation, biological process: G protein-coupled receptor signaling pathway. The transcript has a single exon. NCBI's taxonomy places the organism in Eukaryota, Metazoa, Chordata, Actinopteri, Elopiformes, Megalopidae. Gene Ontology annotation, molecular function: G protein-coupled receptor activity.
UGUAGCAGAGGCUCCAAAAUAUGUACGCUGGGGCAGGCGGAGACUAUGAACGAAGAACGAGACUGGGAGUGACUGAGAAGAAAAUUAAUAACAUUCAAAGAGAAAUGUCCUCCUGGGACUGUAGAAUGCGAGAGCGCAAACGCCAAGAUAAUCCGAAUCCUUCCUAUAGAUUACGUGCCACGCCGCAAUCAUCGAGAUCUACUAACGGGAGCGAAUUUUACCGAUGAGACUGCUGCAGCUUUUAAACUGAGACGUUGAUCUAAAUAUUCCAAAAGGGAUGAGUCCUCCUCCAUUCCGUGGAUGCCCCCCAGUCGUGUCCGAUGGAUUUUCCUGUGAACAUUGCCUUGCUCGGCACAAGCAACACCCCAGCUGCAAACAACGCGUCGGGCACAGGUCUGAUGCUGGAUAUAGUCACUCUGACCCCCGUUUUGAACAGCCUAGUAACCCAGAGCAGCGCUGGAAACUACACUGGGGGAGGCGAUCAAAACCAGCAACACAAACCCGUCAACAACGCCGAAGCGAAUUCUCUUCUUCAUGGCAUUGCCGUCGCGGCUCAAGCACUGGUGCUUCUGGCCAUUUUCCUCCUGUCAAGUUUAGGAAAUUCAGCAGUCGUGGUUGUCAUUAUCAAGCACAGGCAACUGAGAACGGUGACGAAUGCCUUCAUCAUGUCUCUAUCCCUUUCCGACUUCCUGACAGCCAUUCUUUGUUUACCUUUUUCCUUCAUAAUGCUUUUCAGUAAAGAUGGCAUGUGGAUAUUUGGGGACCGUUUCUGCAUAGCCAAUGGGUUCUUUAACACCUGCUUUGGCAUCAUCUCUACUCUGACGAUGACUUUGAUCUCCUUCGACCGGUACUAUGCCAUCGUGAGGCAACCUCAGGAGAAAAUAGGGAGAAGGAAGGCCAUUCAGCUGUUAGUAGCUGUGUGGCUGACAGCGGUUUUUUUCUCCUUUCCUUGGUACUUGGUGUUGCGAACAUCCAAGGACCUAGUGGUGCACAAAAGGGGCUUUUAUCACUGCAUGUAUGUCUUUCAUUCAGGUACCUCCAGAAUGGGCACCGCUUACAGCAUAGCUUUAAUCGUGGUGUGCUAUCUCCUUCCGUUUGCUCUGAUGUGCUUCUGCCACUAUAACAUUUGCAAGACUGUCAGGCUGUCAGAAAUAAGGGUGCGGCCAGUAACCACGUACGCACACCUGCUCCGUUUUUACAGCGAGAUGAGAACGGCCACGACAGUACUGAUCAUGAUAGUGUUUAUCAUCUUCUGUUGGGGCCCGUAUUGUUUGAUGGGCAUCAUCACGGCUGUGGGUGAUUAUUCCUUCAGCCCUGUCAUGGACACCGUCGCGAUAUGGAUGGCGUGGGCAAACGGGGCAAUUAACCCUCUAAUUUACGCUAUUAGGAACCCCAAUAUAUCAAUGCUCCUGGGGCGAAACAGAGAGGAGGGAUACAGGACUAGAAACAUUGCUGCCUACUUGUCAACGCAAACCCAGAGCAGGGAAGCCAGAACGCGCGCCGACAGAAUAAGAGACAGGUAUGUGAAUAGGCACGGUGCAGGCAGCAGAAUGUCUUCCUCCAGCCCAGCUAACGGAGGCGAAAUCGCGAUGUGGGCGUGCAAAAACCCCGCCGUCCUUUUCUGCAGAGACGGCCAGCCGGACACAGUGUCUGAGCCCACUGUGCCCAAAGUUGAGACCGCGGAUACUAGUUUAUAAGUUUUUUGUCGAAUGUCUUAUUGUUAUCCAAAUAAUGGUAAUGCAUUUUAAACAGGCUGUUUAUACACAGGACAAUGUGCCAAAAGAGCGUUGUUAUCCAAUAAGGGUCAUGGAUGUCCAUCCACAGACACGAACAUACUUGAUGGUGUCAGCGAAAAGAUACGAUACCAAGCAUUUCUGGAGUGCCAAUAUGCAGUAGGUCAUUACAGUAGGUAGUGUAUCGGUUGAACACUGUGAAAGAAUGAAAAAACGGAAUAAGCUUUUUAUUCCGGAGCGCAUUUAUAGUGUUUGAUUAUUGACGUUCACUUCCACCUGAUUGUCUCCACGGAAUCUGAAUUCAAAAGCUGAACUGAAACAAAUGCAUAAUGGUACAUAGCGAGGGUCAAAGGCUAUUGUGUAAGUAGCAAUUCGAAGAUGAAAUGCAAUUGCAUACAUGUUGCAUUUUCGUACAAAUGACUUAAAACUUUAGGCCAUUAAAUCUGUGCAUUCAUAUUCAUCAGUUCCAGAUUAAUAUGCAUGUAUUUAAUUAUACAACCACUGCAAAGGUCGUCAUGCACACGGACAGGUGACACAUAAUCAACCUGUUUAGAUUAUGAAACAUUAAGGUCACAUGUCUUUGAUCCCAAAACGUUUAUCUAUAGGAACCCAGGUAUUUAGAUAUUAAAA